This is a messenger RNA of Rubroshorea leprosula, 1203 nucleotides long. NCBI's taxonomy places the organism in Eukaryota, Viridiplantae, Streptophyta, Magnoliopsida, Malvales, Dipterocarpaceae. The record is from the annotation of a GenBank genome assembly.
UUGUGUGACUGUCAAGCUUUUCACCACCAUGUCAGCUCCGCUCUUCUUUUGACUUUCUUUGUUUAUAGUUAUACCUAACCUAAUAAGUUCUUCUAGAUGUCUUCUUGCAGAGCUGAAGACUCUUGAUGCUUCCUACUUUCACUCCUUCCAAGCUGCUAACAAACUCACAAUUGCAAGAUGUGAUCAUGAGAAGAAGAAGGGUGCUGAUGUUUGCAUUUUGGAUGUAAUUGGACAGAAUAAUACCGACCGCCUUUUCGUUGUUACCCAGCAUGUGGAUCUUUGAAACAGGCCUCAGGAGGGAGGCUAGUGUUUUACUAGUACAUCCUUAAAUAGUUAAAUCAAUAACUGAUUUCAUGCUAGUGUUUUGAUGAAUAUUAGUCAUGGCAGUGAAAUCAAUUUUUACUGUACCAAAGAUAUUUUUCCAGCUGUUGGGUGUGCUUUUUGGUGCAAGUGUUUGUGUGGGUAAAAUUCUUCUAGUCCCUAAUGUUCAGUUCUGGAAUGAUAGACAAAUUCCAUGGUCCUUCUUUCUUAAUUUUUUUAAUCAGUUUGUGUUGUAAUAGCACCUUUAAACGUGCAAUUUUAUUUGUCUCAUUUUCCUCCCUCCAGGAGCCUGGUGUUCCUUUAGUAUUUUCUAUAAGACAUGCCCUUUUCCUUGAGCUGCUAUCUGCAUUUCAAUAUCAGUUUGUCAAAGCUUCUCAAGAAGAAAGUCUACAUAAGACUGAAGAGGAUCAUAAGUUAUUGAAGAAGAUGACUAAAAGCCUUUUGGCGAAUGCAGUUGUGGGAGAGUUGUCUAAUGAUGUUGAAGGUUUAGGAUAUCAUGUUCGUGGAUUGCAGGCGCAUAACACAAGAAAGUGUAAUACUGGAAAGGAAAUAGGUGUGAAGGAUAGAGUUCAAUUCAAGAGAAAAAAGCUAAGGGUCCAAAUCCACUUUCGCUUAAGAAGAAAAGAAGCCAUGAAAACCUGAAUCCUGGGUCUGUUAAGGAAUGUAAUGAAGGUGACAAAAGAGUGAGGAGGAGGAAAAGGAAGACGCAAAUUAGAGAUAAAAGUGUUGCAGGGACAGACAGCAAAUGAUAGAUCAUUGCUAGUAUUUGCAGGCAGUAACAUUAACUUUAAAAUGUAAUUAAUAGAAACAAGUAACUCAUUGUUUGAUGUGGGUCAAAAUUUGUUUCGCAAACUAGAGAUUCAAUAUAUUUUAUCCCAGCUU